AGUCGUCAUGGCAUGUUAGCUGGAGAUGGGAUAAAGUAGCAAGUUUAGCUUGUGUACGUCAAUAAGUUUAACGUAUACAAAUACUUUACAAUCUUACCGGUUUGGCUACUUUGACGUAAAUAAGUAAUAUACUACCCCCUUUAGCAUUUCCAGUGUAAAUACAUUACAAGAGUCGAGGAAUCGUGCAGCACGUUUGUGGCCUGGAAAGACGCAUGCUAGCGUAGCUAAGCUAACCAACGUUAACGCGGCUAUUGGGCUAAGUUCACUGAAGUGGCUAGUUUCAGUAGUUAAUGUCGACUAUCAUUUUAAUCAUAUAGACUCUACUUCGCCCCAGAUAGUGUUAAUUCUGGCCACCGUAGAGGGAAAGUUCGGUUGGAUCUAAAAUGAUCAUUGAAAACCUUGAUGCCUUGAAAACAUGGCUGUCUGAAACCCUCGAGCCCAUCUGUGAUGCAGACCCGUCAGCCCUCGCCAAGUAUGUUGUUGCUUUGGUGAAGAAAGACAAAAGUGAAAAGGAACUUAAAGCCCUUUGUAUAGACCAGUUGGAUGUAUUUCUCCAGAAAGAGACCCAGCAGUUUGUUGAUAAGCUGUUUGAAGCCAUUGACAACAAAAACUACCUCCCACAGCCAGAGCAACCAUCCUCUCUGAUAAAAGUUGAAAAAGAUGAGCAGAAGAAAGAUGAGACAAACCGGGAAGAUGAACGGGAGAAGAAGGUUCCUCGUCGGGUGAAUCACAGCCCACCACAAUCAAGCUCUCGUUACAGCAGAGAUAUCAGUUCAAGGAGAGGAGAUGACCGCAAGAGAGACGACCGUUCCAGAAAGAGGGAAUAUGACCGCAUCCCACCAAGGAGGGACUCGUACAGAGGUCGCUACAAUCGCAGAAGAGGCCGCAGUCGCAGUUACAGUCGUAGCCGCAGCCGGAGCUGGAGCAAGGAUCGAACCAGAGACCGCGACAGAGACAGGGACAGAGAACGGGAAAGAGAUCGAAGCAGGAGCCGGUCCCUCAGCAGAACUCGGUCUAAAAGUAGGAGUAGAGAGCGGGAUUCGGGAAAGUUGAAGUUGGAUCUUGCCCCGGUCAGGCCAGAGGGGGGGGAUGGCUACACCCCAGCAGCCCUGGUUCCUACUGUGACCACCUCACACUUCCCCGUGCCAACACUGAGUAGCACCAUUACAGUCAUUGCCCCCACACAUCACCAUAGCAACAACACCACUGAGAGCUGGUCGGACUUCCGUCCGGGACAUCCUGUGGAUCAUGGCCUUUUCAACAGGGGCCCACCCCCCCAACAGAGGAAACGUUGUCGUGACUAUGAUGAAAAGGGCUUCUGCAUGAGAGGGGACAUGUGUCCGUUCGACCAUGGAAGUGACCCAGUGGUAGUGGAGGAUGUCAAUUUGCCCAAUAUGCUGCCCUUCCAACCGCCACCAAUCCCAGGUGUGGACCCACCACCGCCCCCAGGCCUCCCACCACCACCGCCUCUCAUGAACCCCCCACCUGUGAACCUGCGGCCCCCCGUGCCCCCACCAGGUGCUCUCCCUCCUAGCCUUCCACCUGUUGCAGGUCCACCUCCUCCGCUCCCUCCUCUGCAACCGUCGGGCAUGGAUGCUCCUCCAAACUCAAUGACCAGCUCUGUGCCCACCAUUGUCACCUCUGGGAUGCGCUCCUCACUUCCCCAGGCCGCCGUGCAACGCUUCCCGCCUGACAACUAUGAGACAGAUGUGUACAAUCCUGAGGCUCCCAGCAUCACCAAUACCUCCAGGCCGAUGUAUCGCCAUCGGGUCAACGCCCAAAGACCCAACCUGAUUGGCCUCACAAUGGGGGAGGUGGACCAUCCACCCAGAGACAAGAUCCCGAACAGCAUGAGGAUCGUUAUGGAGUCUAAUUCGAGGAAGAGACCGCCUCUCCCCCACGAUGGAGGCCCCCCCCCUAAGAACCCUUGGUUUGACAAACCCAACUUUAACAAACCCAACCACCAGGGCUAUCAAAACAGAGUCCCAUUCUCUCCCAACGCCAAGCUGCUGGUUCGACAAAUUCCUUCCGAGCUCAACAACAUCAGCAAACUCAAUGAACAUUUCAGCAAGUUCGGCACCAUUGUCAACCUGCAGGUGGCCUUCCAGAAUGACCCAGAGGGCGCUCUGAUCCAGUUUGCUUCUCCAGACGAGGCUAAGCGCGCUAUGCAAAGCACAGAGGCGGUUCUCAACAACCGCUUCAUCCGGGUGCACUGGUAUCGUGAGGAAGGGAGUGAUGGCCAGUCUCACUCCCAGCAGCAGCCUCAGACCCAUCCAGCCAUGCAGCCCUCCGCCACGUCUCUUAAACAGUCCGUCAAAGAUCGCCUCGGCCCCAUGCUCAACUCUGAGCCCUCACAAGACACCAGCGUAGCCUCUCAGCAGAAUAGCUCUAAGGUGUCAGUGAAGGAGCGUCUGGGUUUCUCAGCCAAACCAGCAGCUCCUGUGGAGAAAGUGUUUUCCACAUCUUUGGGGCUCACAAAGACGGUUUACAAUCCUGCUGCCCUGAAGGCUGCUCAGAAAAACUCAGAGGAAGCCCUGAAGAAGAAACAGGAAGCUCUAAGACUACAGCAGGAUGUAAGAAAGAAGAAGCAGGAAAUACUGGAGAAACACAUUGAGACACAGAAGCUCCUGAUAUCCAAAGUGGAGAAGAACAAAGCAAUAAAAGCGGAGGAUAGAGCCAAGAUCAUGGAAACUUUGGGCAUGAUAACCAAGAGCAUCACCAAACUACAAGAGGAGAUUAAGGGAAUCUCAAACAGCAACAACCCGCUGCGCAUAGCCAAGAGCAAAGCCCAGGCACAGAAAGAGCUCCUUGACACAGAGCUGGACUUGUACAACAAGACCCAGACGGGACAGGACACCGCUUUGCUGAAGAUCAAGUACACCCAGCUGCAAAUUGAGGCUGCUAAACGGGGAAUCCUGUCACCAGGACGAGGCCGGGGGGUCCUCACUCGGGGCCGCGGUGCUCUCAGGGCCCGGGGAAGGGGCUCCAGAGGACGGGGAAGAGGUGUGUCAAUGCACGCAGUUGUGGACCAUCGACCACGGGCGCUGGAGAUUUCUGGUUUCACUGAUGCAGACCAUGUAGACCUGCUGCCCCACUUUGCUCAAUUUGGAGAUAUCGAAGAUUGCCAGAUAGAUGAAAACAACCUGUCUGCAGUCAUCUCGUACAGGACAAGAGCAGAGGCAGAACAGGCGGCUGUUCAUGGAGUGAGGUUCAACAACCAGACCUUACGCCUGGCCUGGCACAAGGCUGUUAAUACUCUCGGUUCUGCGGAUGCUGAAGAUGCUGAACCAGAGGAUGAUGAGUACCCGGAAGAGUCUCUGAGUGAUGAUGCACUGCUGCAGGAUGACGAUGAGGAAGAAGAUGACAAUGAGCCUCGCUCGUGGCGCAGAUGAAGAUCAGACCGACGCUCCUGGUGUGAAGGAUGAGCAGCAAUCCAGCAACUUUAUAAAUGCCUGUUCAUAAACCAACAAGGCUCAUUUUUACUUUGGCUAGACUUUGUUUUCCUCCUCACAAAAUGGCAGCAGAAUCAUGUGCAAGUUUGAUUAAUUUUAACGUGUAUAUCAGAUGCAACAAUGAUGUUUUUUUUAAUGCUCUUAACAUAGAAUUUUGUGUUGUUUUCAGCUAACCAAACAAAUACUUUUGUCUGGACAUGCGAUAGCUUAUCACCUUGAGACACCUCUGUUAAACUCAGUGUAGCCAAACACCUUGUUGUGAUUUAACUGAUUGACUGUAGCUUUUGCAGAAUAGUAUUAGGUAGACUGGUUUGAACUCUCAUGUGUAAAUAUUUUAUGUCCUGGUUUAAACGAUUUGUAUGAAAGCUUGGCUUCUCAGUUUUUGGCUUUUCUUUGAAUUGUACAAAAAAUAAAGAAUUGAAAUGGUCUAAAAAACAUCCUGCCAAAAAAAAAAAAAAAAAACACAAAAGAAACAAAACAUGAAAAUGUUCUGGCAGUGUAAAAAGUGAAAAAAGCUGGAAAAGACCAUUUCAAAAAACAAAAAAACUUCCUAUUCACCUAAAGAGCAAACUUCCUAAACAAUUCCUACUUCUACAACUUUUCUUCUUUCUCCUGUGGGAUCGGUAAGGUAACCUUAUGUAUCCAACUGAAUUUCCUAACAAGGUAAAAACAUUGUAAGAGUUUAUUUUUGCAAAAUGUUUAAAUCUCAGUAUUGCUUUGCAUAAAAUAACACAUUUGCAUGAACUUGAAUAUGUAAAUACAACAAUAACUAAGAGUGUUUUUGUUCUUUUUGUUGCAGGAGCUGUCUACAGUAUCCUAAUACAACACUUGUCUUCAAGAGGCCCAAACAUUUUACAAUUUUGUAUUACUGUAAAAAAAUUGUCUUAAGUGCUGCUGUAUUAAAUACUUGUUUUCUAAUGAA
This is a messenger RNA of Eleginops maclovinus (Patagonian blennie), 4374 nucleotides long. RefSeq names its product RNA binding motif protein 26 (gene rbm26). NCBI's taxonomy places the organism in Eukaryota, Metazoa, Chordata, Actinopteri, Perciformes, Eleginopidae. Gene Ontology annotation, cellular component: nucleus. Gene Ontology annotation, molecular function: metal ion binding; RNA binding. Bases 384 to 3392 code for a protein of 1002 amino acids. Gene Ontology annotation, biological process: mRNA processing. The transcript is spliced from 22 exons. The record is from RefSeq and is a predicted model, not a curated record.